Diaporthe citri is the source of this 849-nucleotide messenger RNA. RefSeq lists its product as uncharacterized. Lineage: Eukaryota; Fungi; Ascomycota; Sordariomycetes; Diaporthales; Diaporthaceae. The record is from RefSeq and is a predicted model, not a curated record. The transcript is spliced from 2 exons. Bases 1 to 849 code for a protein of 282 amino acids.
AUGAUGGGUAUCACAAUUGCGAACAUGCGCAAGGGCAUUCUCCUCCACAGGCUGAUUUUCCUUGAAAUCGCAUGCACUCAGCUUAUUCUCGGAGGAUGGCAGGGCUACAAUCUGUUCUGGGCGAACCCAACGUAUGGAUGGUGGCUGUCUGUUGCCGCCACGUGUCUUCAUAUGUCGAACGGGUUGCACAACGUUAUCGCCUGGAUGAAGAUCAAGCCCUUCAUGAGCACGCGGAGCAGUCGCAUCUUCAUUUGUACCAUCUUCCUCGUGCAGCCAUACUGGAUAGUGGAGAUAUACGCGACAUUCACCUUCUUCAACGACCUCCCCAACAGCCACCUCUUUUCAAAGACAAGACCCAUCGAGACCAUCUUCCGCGACCCCUGGUGGGUAGCCGCCUGCAUCAAGCUGAUCUGGACCCUCAAACGACACUACGACAUAACCUUUGGCCAGGUCAUCACGAUAUCCCCACGGUUCGCCGUCAUGCUGGCCGCCAUGGCCCUGAGUGUUAUAUUUUGCCUCCUCGACAUACUCUCGGUAACGAGCGUGUUCUCAGACGCGCUGCCAACGGGAGUCAACCCGUUCUGGAAACUCGCGCUGGUGUUCAAGUGCCUCACCGACACUCUCAUCCUGGACGACUUCAAGACGGCGCUGGACAAGCUGUGGUCAUUGAGGCGGGAGAGUCUCGGGUCUUCUGCACCGCUGAUGCCGAGGCAGGAUUCCAGCAAGACGAAAAGGCGGCCUGAUGGUGUCGGGCAUCAUUUUCCUGCACAUUCUCCGUCCAGGCCUGGUAACUCUGGCUUUGACAACUUUGAACUGCAACCGCCGAGUAGUGUUCGAGGAAUGGUGUAG